AUCGUCAUUCAAAGUUUUCGCGCCGCUCGAUCAUGACACGUCGUCCCUCUUACUCUCUCGUUCAGAUAUGCGUCUCUCUGGCGCUCGUCGUCACGGUCGCAAUCGGUCAAGAAUGCGAUAAAACAAAAUGCCCUGGUCCACUGUCAUAUUACGAGGCGCUUGGUUGUGAACCUGUUUACAAAAACGAGGGGGAUUGUUGCGCGACUAAAUACAACUGUGAUCAUCUGAAGGAGAGAUUCAAGACCAAGUGUUACGUUAACGGUAAAGAGUAUGAAAUUGGAGAGUCUCUCGAAGAAGAGGAUGCGAAUCCUUGUGACAUCGGUUGCACUUGCACAAGCGGAUAUGAUGGAGUUGCCACAUUUAAUUGCGCUAUAGUCGAUUGUUUCUUUGGGCCUGUAAGACCUGGUUGCUACAGAACACGUUCUCCGUUAAACUGUUGUCCCGGAGAAGAAGUCUGUCCUGAAAGACCUCAAGAUAGGCCUACCUGUGAGGUAAACGGAAAGAUAUAUAAAGCCGGAGAAUACUUUGAGGUUGAAAAUGAGCCAGAUUUAAAUUGUGUAUGUCAAGAAGGGUAUAAAGGGGAAAAUAUCGAACCUUUCUGCGUGAAACCUAAACGUCCAUAUUGUAGUCCCGAUUUUCGUGGCGCGAGCGACAUUUUUAAUAAAUGCGCUCCGGUUUAUUAUUCCAGUCAAGCGCCGCAGACCAGUUGUAGUGUGUUUUCGAGAUGUCAAAACACUAACGAUACUGUCGUCCACAAGGAGGACAAUUCAAAGUCUGCUGACAAAACUUCUAUCGAUGAGAACAUGUGUCAUUUCGGUAACAUGAUGAUGCAUCACGGUGACGAGCUGAAUCAAGCUACAGAUUAUAGCUCCGUGUGUGUUAAAUGCGUUUGCGAGGUGCCGCCUGUACCCACCUGUCAGCGUUUACCGGAUAACGAGUGCGACGUCACAAAGCAUCCGCCAUUCUCUCAUUAAUAAUCCUUUCAAAAUCUGUGAUAUGAUAAGAUUACACGCGUAACUAGAUUCAGAUAUACAUAUUAAUGCGUAAAAAUAUAGACGAAAUCUUCUUUAUAUAAACUUUAAUAUAAUGUUAUGCACUUCGCCUACAUAUAUAUAUGUGUGUGUGUGUGUGUAUGUGUAUAUAUUUACUACAUAUUUAAAAAAAUGUGGAUUAAAUCUUUUGACAAGUAUUCGCGCGUUUAUGACAAAAUCGAUAAUCUUUGAUCUACUCUACUACAAUUUCUUGCAAUUAUCAGUCUUGUUAUGUGACUAUUUAUAAACGAAAAAAUUAUUAAAUCACUGAUUACGCAUAUAUCCAUCUUUUAAUAAUGUCAAUGCUAUAUUUCUUUGACGUAAUCUCGUAUGAUUACACAUAUUUAUCGGAUAAAGAUUCACGUUAAUAAAAAAAAAAAGAUCGUA
This is a messenger RNA of Nylanderia fulva, 1418 nucleotides long. RefSeq lists its product as uncharacterized. NCBI's taxonomy places the organism in Eukaryota, Metazoa, Arthropoda, Insecta, Hymenoptera, Formicidae. The record is from RefSeq and is a predicted model, not a curated record.